AGUACUGGCACGGCGGUCAUUUCCCUUCUUCUACCCCGUGCUGCUUAGGCUCACAUCUGUACACAUUCCCGAAGGUGGCUGACCCUUCCAGUACUUCUUAUUGCACUUUUUUGUUGUACGUUUUGUCUCUCGUUGCAGUUAUGCCGAUGUUCGUGGUGAACACAAAUGUCGCAAAGGACGCUGUUCCUGCAGAGCUGCUGUCGGAGGCCACGCAUGAGCUCGCCAAAGCGAUGAGCAAACCCUCGCAGUACAUAGCCGUGCAAAUUGUCCCAGAUCAGAUGAUGAUGUUCGGUGGCAAAGGAGACCCGUGCGCGCUCUGCUCUCUCACCAGUAUUGGAAAGAUCGGGGGUGCACAAAAUAAGAAAUACUCCAAACUUCUCAUGGACCUGCUCAACAAACACCUUGGCAUAUCACCUGACAGGAUCUAUAUAAACUUCAUUGAUAUGGAUGCGGCUAAUGUGGCCUGGAACAGCACCACAUUUGGAUAAAGAAAGUCAGAUUUAUGGCCUAUUAUAAGGCUGUGGUUUCCAUCUCAUCACUGCUCACAAACAGAAGAGCAGUUAGGAGUGUAAUAUUACUAGUUGAUCGAGUAUUAACACAGCACUUACUGCUUACAGCAUGUACCAACUUGCUAUGACUAUAAAAAAUUAUUUGAACUGUAA
Messenger RNA from Xyrauchen texanus (razorback sucker), 662 nucleotides. RefSeq names its product macrophage migration inhibitory factor (gene mif). Lineage: Eukaryota; Metazoa; Chordata; Actinopteri; Cypriniformes; Catostomidae. The coding region runs from base 141 to 488 and encodes 115 amino acids. The transcript has 3 exons. Gene Ontology annotation, molecular function: cytokine activity; phenylpyruvate tautomerase activity. The record is from RefSeq and is a predicted model, not a curated record.